AUGCCUUGUGAGUCAACUCAAAAGUCUCUCCUCGCUCCCUCCGCCCCUCACCAUGUGCCCCUCGUUCUUCCUCUCGGGGACAUCGCGGACAACUAUCUCGUGGGAGAGUUGAGCGAGCGCGAGUGCGGCGAUUUCAGGCAGUCACGCGGUGUGAACUGCUUCUCCACUGCAGCAUUAGCAGCGGAAAAGCCGUGGGUCGAGUGUGCUGCGCAGCUCCCAGCAGCAGUGUGUGACGCGUUCUGUGGGCUGGAGGGCACCACCACGCCAGUUUGCAACGGCCUGGGCAUCUGUUACCUGGACGGGCCCAGUCGCAUUCCCACCUGCCUGUACCAAAAUGGAGCCGUGCAGGAUGGACGAAUCUACUGCGCCCCUCCGGGGUCGGUGGGGAUGAGGGAGCUGGUGGAUCCGACCAUUCUCACCAAGGGCACAGAAGAAGCAACGGCAAGAGUGUUCACUGCCGACCCUCUCGCUCUCUUCACCUACCGGGCGGCAGGCCAGGGGCUGGCGUUUGUGAUUUCGGCGACGAAUGCAGCCGGGACUGGCGGGGAGGGGGGAGGGGUGGGGUACGCUGGCAUGGACGGUCGGAGCGUGGCGGUGGAGUUUGACACGUACACAGAUUCAGCGCAUGGGGACAUGCCCGGCCACCACGUGGGGCUCAACACCGGCGGCAGUGCCACUUCCAUAGCCGCCGUUCGUUCGCCCUUCACACUCAACAACCAGAAGACCUACACCGCAUGGAUUGACUACAAGCUGGGAACCCUAGGCGGCCCAGGGACCCUGAGUGUGUAUCUGGCCACGAGUGGAGACAAGCCGGACGCGCCGUUACUGGAGAGCCCUCUGAUGCUGUGUGAGGUGCUGAAGCCAACGCAAACUAAGAGGUCGUUCUACCUUGGGUUUGUGGCGUCCUCUGUGGCUCCCUUCCAGCAGCAGCACGCCAUCCUGGUCUCCUUCGUCGAAACAGGUGAGCCGGGCUGGGGCUGUCCAGGCUGUCUCCUCUCUCUUCCUUGUCAUCUUGUAGACUUUGUGAUUGCUGCUGCUGCCUUCUGCCUGCUUGGUUUGGUCGCUGCCAAGCAUCCAAGCACAGGCAGGCAAAGCGAGUCUUGCGGAUUCGAAUGA
Closterium sp. Yama58-4 is the source of this 1116-nucleotide messenger RNA. Lineage: Eukaryota; Viridiplantae; Streptophyta; Zygnematophyceae; Desmidiales; Closteriaceae. The record is from the annotation of a GenBank genome assembly.